AUGAACGUUUUAAAGCUGCAGAAGAAGUUCCCAGAGCUUGGGCAGGAGGAUUUGUUUCAGAUAAUUGAGCAGUUUAGGAAUAUUGACGUUGAAGACAACGGAUACGUUGAAAAGACAGAUGUGUUGGAGUCAAUCGCCAAGCAGGGUGCGGCCACGUACGAUGAGGCGCGGACAGCUUUGAAGCGUGUCGACGUGGAUGCGUCUGGGAGAGUGGAACUGGAUGAUUAUGUGGAGCUGGUGGCGAAGUUGAGGGAGCUAAAGCAGCAGCCGAAAGCCGCUGCAACACGGUCCGCUGGAAGCGAGGUGUCAUCGCUCACGGGCAGUAUGCAGCAGAGCCGGAUUGUGGUGGAGGGCAAGACGACCGGGACCACGCACACGAUCAACGAGGAAGAGCGGCGGGAAUUCACGAAGCACAUCAACAGCGUGCUUGCAGGGGACCCCGACAUCGGGGACAGACUGCCUUUUCCCACGGAUACCUUCCAGAUGUUUGACGACUGCCGCGAUGGGCUGGUGCUCUCGAAGCUGAUCAACGAUUCCGUGCCGGAUACGAUCGACACCAGAGUGCUCAACUGGCCGAAGAACGGAAAGCCGCUCAACAACUUCACUGCUUCGGAAAAUGCCAACAUCGUGAUCAAUUCUGCAAAGGCCAUCGGUUGCAUAGUUGUCAACGUCCACUCAGAGGAUAUUAUUGAGGGGAAGGAGCAUUUGAUCUUGGGUCUUAUCUGGCAGAUCAUCAGACGGGGCUUGUUAAGCAAGAUAGACAUCAAGCUGCACCCAGAGCUCUACCGUCUAUUGGAAGAUGACGAGACUCUCGAACAGUUCUUGAGGCUUCCUCCAGAGAAGAUUCUACUACGUUGGUUCAACUACCAUUUGCAGAAUGCAGGCUGGCACCGCCGGGUGGGAAACUUUUCCAAGGAUGUCGCCGAUGCGGAAAACUAUACCAUUCUUUUGAAUCAGUUGGCUCCUGAUUUGUGCUCUAAAGCACCUCUGCAGACAUCAGACCUUUUGCAGAGAGCUGAGGAAGUCCUUGUGAAUGCUGAGAAGCUGGAAUGUAGGAAGUACUUGACCCCUAAAGCGCUCGUGGCCGGUAAUCCAAAGUUGAACUUGGCUUUUGUUGCUCACCUAUUUAACACGCACCCAGGUUUGGAGCCCAUUGAUGAGAGCGAGAAGCCUGAGAUUGAGGAGUUUGAUGCUGAAGGUGAAAGAGAGGCCCGUGUUUUCACUUUGUGGUUGAACUCAUUAGAUGUCAACCCGCCAGUAGUGUCACUUUUCGAAGACUUGAAGGACGGCCUUGUCUUGCUCCAGGCAUAUGAUAAGGUAAUUCCAGGGGCUCUAAAUUCAAAGAGAAUCAACCAGAAGCCAAGCAAUGGUGUUGAACUUUCAAGAUUCAAAUCGCUGGAGAAUACCAACUACGCUGUUGAUCUAGGGAAAUCUAAAGGUUUUUCUCUGGUGGGCAUAGAGGGUUCCGAUAUUGUGGAUGGCAACAGGCUGUUGACCUUAGGUCUAGUCUGGCAGUUGAUGCGCAGAAACAUUGUCAACACAAUGUCCUCACUAGCUUCGUCUGGUAGAGAUAUGUCAGAUGCUCAGAUUCUAAAGUGGGCGCAAGGCCAAGUUGCCAAGGGUGGCAAAUCGAGCAGGAUUAUGUCUUUCCAGGAUGCUUCGUUGAGCAAUGCCCAUUUCCUAUUGGAUGUAUUGAACGGAUUAGCUCCAGGAUAUGUGGAUUAUGACUUGGUUACUCCCGGCCGUACAGAGGAAGAGAAGUAUGCAAACGCUAAAUUGGCAAUUUCUAUCGCGAGAAAACUUGGUGCUUUAAUCUGGUUGGUUCCUGAAGAUAUCAAUGAAGUCCGCCCGAGGUUGAUUUUGACAUUCGUUGCGUCUCUAAUGGCUCUCCAGAAGUAA
Molecule: messenger RNA, 1899 nt
Organism: Eremothecium gossypii ATCC 10895
Lineage: Eukaryota; Fungi; Ascomycota; Saccharomycetes; Saccharomycetales; Saccharomycetaceae
Gene: SAC6
Product: fimbrin
Exons: 1
Coding region: 1-1899 (632 amino acids)
Biological process (GO): actin filament bundle assembly; actin filament network formation
Cellular component (GO): actin filament; actin filament bundle; cytoplasm
Molecular function (GO): calcium ion binding; actin filament binding
Source: RefSeq, marked provisional